AUGAACAAUCAAGGCCAGCCUGGCCAGGCCGCCGCCGGUCAAACUGUGCCUAGUGCGCGACAGCCACCCAUGUAUCGACCCGAGAUGAUGCGAAACCUUCCCAUUCUGAACGACGAAGAGAAGCAGAAGUAUGAGAGGGGUUUGCGCCAGUUGUGGAAUCAUUAUGAAACGCAUCCUGAGGAGUCCGCUCAACAUCAAGACGCCAAGAAGAAAAUCCAGGACUUUACCAAGAUGCUGCUUAACAAGCUCCAGCAACGCCGCAUGCAGGUUCAGCAACAGCAACAGGCUCAGCAGCAAGCCGCUCAACAGCAGCAACAGGGUGGUCAACAGGCUCAACAGCAACAGAGUCAGCCAGCGCAGUCAGCUGCCCCCGCGCAACAAGCCCAGCCGGCUCAGCAACAAGCACCGGCGGCCGCCGCCAGCCAAGCGAACGUCGGAGGCGUCACUAUAAAGACCGAACCGAAGACCGAGAACACGGCGACGACGACGGCAGAGCCUGCGCAUGCUCCCACGCCCGCGCCCGCUCCAGCGGCGGCAGCACCGACUCCCACUGCGCCGCAGCAGGCGCCGCAGGCGACACAGUUUCCAGAUCACAUUCUAGCCCAUAUUCGACAGAUGACCUUCAACCCGCCUCAGGGCAUCCUAGAUAAAGGCCAGGAGGCGGCUGCUCGGUGGUCCAAUGACUUCAAAGCGAAAUAUUUGAGGGCGUUGAUGCAGAUGGAUCAGCAGGGAAUCCAGAUAAGGCGGAUCGAUGCACACGUCAAGAAUCAACAGGAGAAGGGCGCAUUGGGUGCAGAUGAAGCAAAGCAAUUGCAAAUUAGAAGGGAUCAUGCGCAAAAGAUGCACACUGAGGCCCAGACCUUCGUCCAAAAUUUCAGGAAGUCCCAGGAGGGCAUCAAUAAGGCGAGGGCGGCGGUGGCAGCUGCUGCCGCGGCGGGACAGACUGCGGCAAGUGCGAGCGCGGCUGCACAACAACGACCGCCUUCUCAGCAACAGCAAAACAGCCCAGCCGUCGCAGCAUCGCAACCGCCCUCGACACAGCCUGGUGGUGCUCAAGCAAGCCCGGCACCGACCGCCCAAGGCACUCCGGCCACGCAAAACGCGCAGAACCCUACCACGGCAGUGAAUGCCGCGAUCGAGGCAGCGAAGAACCAGCAAAUGACCGGCACAGCCGCCGCAGGUCAAGGCACCCCCACUCAGCAGCAACAGCAGCUGCCUCAACAACAAGUACAACAGCAACAGCUACAGCAACAACAGCAGUUGCAGCAACAACAGCAGCAGCUCCGACAGCAACAACUCCAGCAACAGCAGGCUCAGGCUGCCGCUCAAGCUGCGGCUUCCUCUGCCGCGACACCAACUACAUCCCAAGCUCCUCAAGCUCAACAACCCAUGGCUUCUGCGCCGCAGCAAACUAUGAAUCAGGGCCAACAUCACCCCCCGCCAGUCAAUACUGCCAUCGCGUCGGUUUCCGCAGGCGGUGGACUCCCUGCGGCAGGCACACCCACCCAGCGCGUCGCGACUCCCCAGUCUGCUGCUCCUGCCGGUCCUGGUCAAGCUCUCAGCCACUCAGCCGCCGUCUCCCGCGCGAACCAGCGCAACGUCCAGACAUCGGCUCCCAUUCAGCAGGCCACCGGUACUCCCGGCUCGGCCGGCGCACACGCUCAGGGUGUCAUGGGAUCUGGAGCAGUUCCGCAACAACAACACGCGCAUCCGACACAGCCAACUCAGACGUUGCAGUCUAAACUUCCGAUCCCUAAGCAACUUCCAGAAAAGGCUACUUCCGUGCCUCAACCCGUUGCGAUGGCGGGCGGUGCUGGCGCUGGUAGGCCUACUUACACGGGAGGUGGCGGCAUUGCUGGAGGUGUCAUGGGCCAGCCCGCGAUUUCCAAGAUCCCUGCAUACGUCCAUGAGGCUGAGGGCGAUCACGUACUCAGCAAGAAGAAAUUGGACGAGCUCGUGCGACAAGUUUGCGGCGGAAAUGCCGAGGGCCAGGAGAUCAACAUGUUGACUCCCGAGGUCGAAGAGAGUGUCUUGGCCAUGGCAGACAGCUUUGUCGAUAACGUCCUGGAGACGGCUUGCCGCAACGCCAAAGAGCGAGGCUCAAAGGUCCUCGAGAUUCGCGACAUCCAGCUUGUCCUUGAACGUACUUACAAUAUCCGCGUCCCUGGCUACUCCUCUGACGAGCUUCGCACCGUGCGCAAGAUCCAGCCCUCGACUGCCUGGAUCACUAAGAUGAGCGCCAUCCAAGCAGCCAAGGUGACCUCGGGUAAGGGCGAGUACACUGCUAGGAGAAGCACGACAAAGAGCGUCCGGUUCAAUCAAGAUGACGUCGGAGCACGUGCGACAUCGCCGGUCAAGGCCGCCUCGUCCAAGGCGAGAUCUCGUAAAUCUACAUCACUGGCCAAGAAGGCUUCAACCUCGAGAUCUGCUCCGACUCAGACUACUGGUCCUCCCAUCAUGCAGUUCUCGGUUGAUAGCAAUACCCAGCAGGCGGACUUGUCCAUGGCGACACGUAUGGAGGUCAACUUUCUCCCAGCAAAGAAGUAG
Molecule: messenger RNA, 2547 nt
Organism: Colletotrichum costaricense
Lineage: Eukaryota; Fungi; Ascomycota; Sordariomycetes; Glomerellales; Glomerellaceae
Product: transcription initiation factor TFIID subunit A
Exons: 3
Coding region: 1-2547 (848 amino acids)
Biological process (GO): DNA-templated transcription initiation; RNA polymerase II preinitiation complex assembly
Cellular component (GO): SAGA complex; transcription factor TFIID complex; SLIK (SAGA-like) complex
Molecular function (GO): protein heterodimerization activity; DNA binding; TBP-class protein binding
Source: RefSeq, a predicted model, not a curated record